AUGGGUGGCCAAUACGAACCGGACCAGGCACUCUGUCUUCAGUACGCGCCGCUUGCCUCCAACUUCGAGCGGCACCAAUUCACCAUGGUAUAUACCGCCUACUGGGUUCUCUUCGGAACCAAUCUCGUCGUGCUAUUCCUUGCCUCGUCGCUAUUCAAAAAAGGACAGCGAGUUCUGGAGCACUUGUCACUCCCGAGUGAAGACCGUGCGAGACUGUUACGGAGAUAUAUCCUUCUCCACGCCUUGUGCGUUGUGUUAUCGUCCACCGUCGUCAUCACCGAGGUCUUUUUGCUUCUCGCGCUUCAGUUUUGCGAGGGUGAAGACCUAAUGUCGCUCUACUGGGCUACCUGGACCACGAUUCAAGUUGGAGCUGUAGUUGCCAUCUCGGGCAUCGCCCUUUCGCUCCUACAUUCGCUAUGGGACUACAAGCCCCCUCCGUGGGGACUCGCCCUAGGAACGCCCAUUCUUGUCAUCGCUGGAGCCUUUGAUCUAUUUUACAACUGCAUGACGAAGAGGUUGGGAAAGUUGCAGUCAUCCGACUUCACCGAGAGUAGCCCAUCGAUAAGCAACAAAGGCACGAUGGAAGCAUCUCGCCAAGACGUAUACGACGACAGGCUACAAGCCGAGCUAAUCGGCUCAACCGUCGAGGGAGGACCUAUAGUGCGACUUCUCGAGCCCCUCAAGUCAUUGCGACAUCAAGGAGAGAUCCUUGGGUAUUUCAAGGAGCGACCAAUCAUAGCCUAUCGCAAGGAGCUUGUUACAGUCUUGCUCGAGUGUGGCUCGACGAUAUCAAGCAGGGAUGCCUGGAGCGAUACAACAACAGACGUUUGUCCAUCACUCAAGACACCAGACUUGGGUGGCGAAAAGUUUUUAGACUUGAUUUCAAAGUACUAUAAGAAUGUUUAA
This is a messenger RNA of Hirsutella rhossiliensis, 906 nucleotides long. RefSeq lists its product as uncharacterized. NCBI's taxonomy places the organism in Eukaryota, Fungi, Ascomycota, Sordariomycetes, Hypocreales, Ophiocordycipitaceae. The transcript has 4 exons. Bases 1 to 906 code for a protein of 301 amino acids. The record is from RefSeq and is a predicted model, not a curated record.